AUGAGCGUGCUCUUAUGUAUAAUACAACCUGUUGACGGAGACACAGGAGGCCUUUUGCAGCAACGAGAGAAGCCGCAGGACGAGCAGCAGCAGCAGCAGCAGCAACAGCAGCAGCAGCAGCAGCAGCAGCAGGAGCAGAAUGAGGAGCAGCAAGAGGAAGAGGAGGAAUUGGAGGAUGGAGAAGCAGCAGAUGAUGACGGGGAUUUGCUGCUGCUGCCGCAUGCAGCAGCAGCAGCAGCAGCAGCAGCAGAGCAGCGGCAAAUGGCGGAGUCAGGUCUUAAGACUUUUUACCUAGAAGGAGAGCAGGAGCCCCCAGGAGGGGCCCCACAGGGCCGCAGCAGCAGCAGCAGCAGCAGCAGCAGCACGGGCAGAACAGACCCAACAACAGCAGCAGCAACAACAGCAGCACGAGCAGCAGCAGCAGCAGCAGCACCACCGCUAACAGCAGCAACAGCAGCAACAGCAAUUGCUCCUCCAAUACAAGGAGCUCCCCUAAUAAUAACAACAACAGCAGCAACAGCAGCAGGCGCUGCUGCUGCUUCUGCUGCUGCUCCUGUUGCUGGUGCUCCUUCCUCUUCCCCUUCCCCCCCAUCAGCAGCAGCACCACCCCCAUCACCGCAAGCAGCAGCAGCAGCAGGACAAGCAGCAGGAGCAGCCACAGCAGCAGGAGCAGCAGGAGGAGGAGGAGUAGGAGGACAAGGAGGAGGGGAAAAGGAUCUAUUUCUUGCGGAUAUAGCAGGAGAAGGAGAAGAAGUACCUCUUCUUGAUCUACUUAAUAAGAUAGAGGGCAGCAAGAAUGACAGUUUUGCUGCUGCAGGUUUAGAGUGGGGUCAACGAUGGGCAUCAUUAAAGGAAGGAGAGAAGGAUCGUGCUGCUCGUUUAUGGCAGCAGCAGCAGCAGCAAAGAGAGCAGCAGCAGCAGCAGCUAAUGGAGCAGCAGCUGCAGCGGCUGCAGCAAUAUAGAGAGAGGGAAGCAGCAAGAGAAGCAGCAGCAGCAGCAGCAGCAGCAGGUGUAAAUCCUCUUCUUUUUGAAUGGCUAUCAGGUACCCAAACCAGUAGCAGCAUUAACAGCAGCAGCAGCAGCAGCAUCAGCAGCAGCAGCAGCAGCAGCAGCAGCAGCAAUUUGCUGCCUCCCUCUAAGGAAGCAGAAGAUUAUUUAACAGAUGAACAAGAGUUACUUCUCUUCCAAUGGAAGCAGCAAAGAAAACAAAAUACAUUAGAUUAA
Eimeria maxima is the source of this 1224-nucleotide messenger RNA. RefSeq lists its product as hypothetical. The transcript has 4 exons. The record is from RefSeq and is a predicted model, not a curated record. Lineage: Eukaryota; Apicomplexa; Conoidasida; Eucoccidiorida; Eimeriidae. Bases 1 to 1224 code for a protein of 407 amino acids.